This is a messenger RNA of Zootoca vivipara (common lizard), 6839 nucleotides long. The record is from RefSeq and is a predicted model, not a curated record. Lineage: Eukaryota; Metazoa; Chordata; Lepidosauria; Squamata; Lacertidae.
CCCUUCCCCACCAUCCCGUUCAGCCGCGCGCCAUUUCUCUUCCCACGCGCUCUCUUCCCCGUCUCGCUCUUUCUCUGUGGCAAAGCGACCGGGCGCCAUGUUUGUAAGGAAGACAUAACCAGACCAGCCUCCUCUCCUCCUCCUUUGCGGCCAACGGCACCUCUUCCCCAUCCCCUCCGCCCUCACCGACCGACCCACCACUCCCUCCUCUUCCUGUGGUGCGUGUGUGUUGCCUGUUGUUAACCCCCCCACCCCCUUUAUUUUAUUUUUUGAAAUUUGCAUCGCCCGGCCCCAGAGCGACCGUUAAAAGCGCCCUUUUCUGGGGGGCGCGUGCGCGUGUGUUUGCGUGUGUCCCCGUGCCCACCCUUCCCGUCACUCAGUAAAAAACCGUGAGUGGAAAUCUUCGCUGCUGCUUGCUGAGGUGGUGGGGGGACCCCCACGCGGUCCUCCUCCGGCCGCCGCCGCUUCUGCGUAUAUUUGUGUGUGCGUGUGUGUUGUAUGUGUGCCUAGUGUCUCCUCCCUCCUUUCCUCUCCCAACGCCCCACCACGGGCAGCAGUGUCCUGCCUUCCUCCUCCUCCUCCCUCCUCCUCCUCCCUGCACACACAGCCAGAGCCAGCACAAUGGCCUUUGAAAGCCUGUUCUCCAAGCCCCCAAACCCAGUUCUUGACCAAAACAUGCCCGACUCUGACAGGCAACAUGCAGGGGACGAAAGAGAAGAUGGUGAACUCGAAGAUGGUGAAAUAGAUGAUGCUGGAUUUGAAGAGGAUAAGGAAGAACAAAAUGCAAAGGUUGAAGAUAAACAGAAAAAUGAAAAAACCCAUAGAAAAUCCCGCAAGAAACGCAAAAAGGAAAAAGAUAAGAAAAAAGCAAAAAGGAGAAGACGAGAUAAACACAAGCAUAAUUCCCCCUCUAGCAAUGACAGUUCUGACUAUAGCAUUGAUUCUGAUGCCGAACGAACAGAAAGAUCCCAUAAGAAAGGAUCUGGUUUCUACAGAGAUUAUGAGUCUUCAUUCAUUCAGCAUGGGCAUAUUUCAGGAAAAUACACCCCUUCACAGAAGUCACAGCAUAAUAAAAAAUCAAAAAACAAAGAUUAUGAUAAUUACAGUGAUGAUUUUGUCUACAAUGAGGAUGAAAAAGAGGAUUUUGCUGACCAGUUAAAACAGUAUAGACAAGCUAAAGAAACUUCAAAUGCUGAUUUAGAUGCGCCAAUUUCAAAAGAAUCUAUGAAAAAACAAGGAAUGAAAGGGAUUCAGAAAGGUGCUACACAGACAAGCAAUAGUUACGGUAUUGGCCGAGGGCGUGGCAUGCAGAAGAAAUUGAAACGCAAAGACCGUGGAAGGGGAAGAGGGAUAAAUAAAGGUCCUGAAGAGGAAAUAAAGCCGGUUAAGAAAUGGCCAACUAUGAGUCAGGCAUUCAUAAAUCAGCAUACUGUGGAACACAAAGGAAAACAAAUCUGUAAAUAUUUCCUAGAGGCACGAUGCAUUAAGGGAGACCAGUGUAAAUUUGACCAUGAUGCAGAAAUAGAGAAGAAAAAGGAAAUCUGCAAGUUUUAUAUACAGGGUUAUUGUUCCAAAGGAGAGAACUGCAUUUACAUGCACAAUGAGUUCCCUUGCAAGUUCUAUCAUACAGGAGCUAAGUGCUACCACGGUGACAAGUGCAAGUUUUCUCAUGAUCCAUUAACUAAAGAGUCGAAAGAACUCCUUGAUAAGGUACUGAAUACUGAAGAGGAGCCACUAAACGAUGAUGAAAAGGAAGUGGAGGAACUUCGGAAACGUGGCAUAGUUCCUCUUCCUAAGCCUCCUCCAGGAGUUGGGCUUUUGCCAACCCCACCAGAACCAUAUUCAUUUACUGAGGAAGAUGCAGAAAACUUUCAGGAUCCCUCUGGUGAAUUCAAGAAAAUCCCAUCUCUCUUUGAGAUAGUUGUGAAACCUACUGUGGAUUUAGCACACAAGAUUGGGAAAACUCCACCAGCAUUCUAUAACAGCACAUCACCGCCAGGACCAGAGUUUGAAGGAGAUGAUUCACAUAUGUAUAAUGCAGAAUCGAGCCCAGGACAUAAUGGACCAGCAGGGCUCCCGGGUUCUCCUGGGCAUCCUUGCAUAGGUCUAGGAGGGCCGCAGAGUCCACCUUUGCAGCCAGUUCCUCCAGGUUACCUAGGACCACAGGGUCAAGCCGGUGGACCAAUGCAUGGACAGCAGGGUGGGCCGCCUUUGACUCCACCUGGUUCAUCAUAUGGCUGUGCAGUUGCUCAAGAACAUAUGGCAAACAUGCCCAGAGACAAUCAUUGCCUACCUGGUCCACCAUAUCAGCAAAUCCCUGGUGAACGGCUGCCAAAUACCUGUUACGAGUCCCUUCAGAAUCCAGCCAAUUUCUAUGAUAAUUACUAUUCACAUCAGGCUGUACAUAACUUUCAGACAACCAAUAACACUGGUGAUGGUGCGUGGCAAGGAGAAUUUGCAGAUCAACAGCCUCACCACAUGUCUUCAGAUUCACAUAACAGUGGCAAUGAGUACGAGUCAGACUGUGCCACAGCAGCAGGCCACAAUUCAUCUAUUAAUGUACCAGAUUUUCUUCCGGCAAUGCAGAAAGCCCUUUUUGUAAGGCUUAGUCAAAAACAACAAGACGAUGGAGAGCAAAUGAGCAAUCAGUGUCAGAGAUCACUGAGCAGAGAAGAAGAUGAUAAUGUAAACUGGUACUCUAGUAGUGAAGAGGAAGAAGGAAGCAGUGUUAAAUCAAUAUUAAAGACCUUAAAGAAACAAAGUGAGACAUUAAGGAAACAGCAGCAGCAGGCAGCAGACCAACAGCUUCGUGUUAUGCCUACUGACCCAAGACUUGCUAAAGAGCGAGGUCAAGGAAGCCAAGCUGUUGAUCCCAGGCUAAGAUCAGCUUCAAGAUCAAAUGCUAGAAAACCAUCAGAGCCAGGAACCUUGGACCCAAGACUUGCACGAGAUCCUAGAAUUUUAAAGGGCAGCGAAAGCAGUCAUGCUAGCUCAUCUGCUAGUGGAGCAAACCCUGGUGUCAAGAUUAUGCAAAAAGGAUUAGAGGAAGAAGAGGAGGAUGGAGAACGGGAGCUGAGAGAGAGAGCUUUCUUAAUACCAUUGGAACCUCUGCCUGGAGUAACACUACGUGAUCCAAGAUCUCAGCUUAGGCAAUUCAGCCAUAUUAAAAUGGACAUUGUUCUGAGCAAACCCAACUUUGCUAAGCAUAUUGUAUGGGCUCCUGAAGACUUACUCCCAGUACCUUUGCCGAAACCAGACCCAGUAUCCUCAAUCAACUUACCCCUUCCUCCACUUAUAGCUGACCAACGAUUUAAUCAAUUACGGAAUAUCAAAAGUGAUCCCAUCCCAAGUACAAUACCAUCUGACCCGAGAUUAGCAGCAAAAGCAAAAAAUAAUACACAUUUAUUAAGCAGAAGUGUCUCUUUGGACCACUCUACAGAUUCUCAUCCUGGUAGCACAAGCAAAUUGGGAGACCCUCGCUUGCAGAAAACAAUUGAUCCCAGGCUCCACAGACCAUCCAGUACAGACUCUCACCAUGCAGUAGUGAAGGACUUUUUGCCUCCAAAGGCUGACCCCAGGUUAGCCAAAUCCAGCACUGGUACAUCACAGUCCUCAGAAGCUGCAGCCUUUCAUUCUGAUUCGGAUGCGUUACCCCCAUAUGCACCCAAGCUAUCAUCUGCCACUGCUAAACUGGGCACCCCUAGCUCACUAUUAAGUGGCAUUAGCUUGUAUGAUCCAAGAAAUCACACUCCAUCGGAUCCCUCUCCAGUUAAUUCAGGGGAGAAUGGAGAGAACCUGAAAAAGGGUAUUUUGAAAAACGCUGGCCAAAAUGAAGCUACGCUCUCAGAAGAACAGUUGCCUCAAAAAACAUCCCUGCACAUAGAAAAAUGCCUGGAAGCAUCUGGAGAAGCCAUUCCAGAUAAGGUGGGCAGUAAAUCUCAGGCUAAACACUCCAGUGCUGCUCCAGCAGUACACAACCUUCCCAUCCAGGCUUUGUCAGGGUUAAUCAGACCACAGUACAGUGAUCAGAGGCCUGUAAAGCAGCCUGGGCAAAUCAGUCAAACGCCAGAAAGUGAUCCAAAUGGGGAAUCCGAUGACAAAUCACUGAAAGAUGUUUUCAAGACUUUUGACCCAACGGCUUCACCUUUUUGUUAGCUGUGUGUUUAUUAAGACUUUUUACCAUUGUGAAUAAUGCAGGUUUCUGCGGUUUUGUAACUGAUUUACCUCUAUGCUUUAUUUAUUUUUAAAUUAUAACCAGAAACACAUUUGGGCUGCUAUUUUCAGAACCACAUGCCGUAACACAGUAUGCUAUAGUGUUUGCCAAGUUGGUAUUUUCUAUAUAAUUUACACAUUUCAGGGAGACUAAUCAUUGAUCUGUUUUUAAAAAAUAAAAAUAGGUAUAUCAUGUUAGAUCUGAAAUAAGCACUUUCAUUGUAAAUAAUCAUUAAGGAUUCAAUUUGAAGACUUGUAUAUGUGUAAUGUGUCUUUUCAAAAUCAACAUUUAGAGAAUGUUUGCCACUUUUGUAUGAUUGUAUAGGUUCAAGCAAUAUAAUGUACAUUACUGUGAGAGACACUAUUUAAAAUGACAAUUAUCUGAUCUAUCAAGUCCAACUUGCUAAGUAAAAUAAAAAAAUAAUUGAUCUUUUCUGAGCAUUGACACAGCAUCAUUUUUUUAUUCAUGAUAUUCAUAGCCUAAAAGAUACUGUAUUACAUACUGAGGAACUGAAACAUUUUUAAAGUAUUUUAUUCUAUGCUGUAUAUAGAAGAAAUUGCAAAGGACACAGCUAAAACAUUUGUAAGUAGAAAAUUCAUAAGUUGUAUGUGUAAAAAAUGUAUUUACUUUUUUCAUGCAUACAUUAUUCUCAUUUAGUGCUGGCACAUCGUGGUGUUCAUGUAUUCAAUGUAUUUUUGUAUUCAGCUGCUUAAUUUGUAUUGCUUUUUUGUAUUGAUAUGUAAUGACAGUAACAUACUCAUGUGUCUCACAUUUUUAACAAAUUAAAAGAGUGAAAAUCUCUUGACUUUUCAUGGACUGCUAAAAGGCUGGGAAAUCUGCAUUGUAGAUUUUAUCUACUUUCUCUACCCUCCCUCCUAAGCUGUAUAUAGUUGUUGGACCACCUGGUAAUUUCCUCCUAUCCACAAUAACCCUAUGUGGUAAGUUAGCCUGAGAUAUAGUGAGAGUCAUGGCUGAGCAGGGGUUUGAACCCAUGUCUCCCUACUCUGGUAUUCUUUCCACUACCUGACAUUUUGUGUAUGUGUGUGUGUGAAGUUGAAGCCAUCUGAAACAAACAAGAUAAGCAUAUUGAAAGACAAGGGCAGAGUUGCAACUCUGAGGAUAGGCAACAGCUAAGCAUGUUAAGCUAAGCGAGGGUGGCGCUGUGGUCUAAUCCACUGAGCCUAGGGCUUGUUGAUCAGAAGGUUGGUGGUUCGAAUCCCCAUGAUGGAGUGAGCUCCUGUUGCUCAGUCCCAGCUCCUGCCAACCUAGCAGUUUGAAAGCACGUCAAAGUGCAAGUAGAUAAAUAGGUACCGCUCCAGCGGGAAGGUAAACGGCGUUUCUGUGCGCUGCUCUGGUUUCGCCAGAAGCGGCUUAGUCAUGCUGGCCACAUGACCCGGAAAAACUGUCUGCAGACAAACGCCGGCUCCCUCGGCCAGUAAAGUGAGAUGAGCGCCGCAACCCCAGAGUCAUUUGCUGAACUGUCAGGGGUCCUUUACCUUACCUUUAAGCAUGUGAAUAAUUGUGACCAUAGCAGUGAGUACAUUUGUGCAUUGAACUUGGGCACUAAGUCGACAGCAACUAAAAUGCACAGACUAAAUUAUUCUGAGUGUGAUGUCUCUUUCCACAAGUUGGAGCAUAACCAAUGUCAGUAACCUGCUUCUGGCCAGAAACAGCAAAGCAUUUAGAUUUAGAGCAACUCUGACUAAGGAGCUGAUAGUUCUUGGGUCAUGGAUGUGAAUGUGGGUUCUGUCCAUGAUCCCUUCUUGCGAAGUCCCAGAUCAUCUCUGUCUGAAUUUAAAGCUUCCUUGACCCUGUGCCACCAUAGACUUUUCCUCCACCUGCUGCAAAAUGCAGCUACAUUGACUUCUUCUGAAUUAGGGGCCGGUUGACGCAAACCCUGCAGAAAAGCGAAGCAAGGAAAGAGUAAACGGGCUUUAGAAUUAUGCUAAGCAGAUGCAGGCAAAACAAUUCACAAUCUAAGGGUGGGUGACAAAAGAGAUGAGUGAGAAAAUGCUCACUUUCCUGAGUGUCAAAUCCCAAAAUCAAAACACUAGUUCAAUGUGAUGUGAAAAGCCAAAGCAAACCUUGACUUCACACACUCAUCUCUCAUCUGGCACAGCUGUGAGGGGUCCAGAAGCUUCCACUUUUGCUUAACCACAAGCUUGUUGCAUUGCCACAACUGACAAAAUGUUAAUUUGAAUUGGUGGCUAAAGCCAACUUGAAACCAUGGGUUCAUAUAAACCAGUUUAAAAUGACUGGCCCAAGGCUGAAUGUCGUCCAUGUGAACCGAAAAGGUCUAGACUCUAGCCACUCCUGCCUUGAAGCAACAAAGUGCAGUGAGGUAAAAUGGGGGAAGAGUUUCACUCCUCUCUCCCAUACAGUAUUUUUAAUGUAAGGACCCCCAAACCCCUGCUUUGUAUGUAGAUAAAGGGUUACUUACUUUGACGCAAGCUGCUUCUGCAGCCUUUAACAUCUGAAAAGCCACCUGGAUUAGGUUCUGUGCAUUGCUCACAAGGUGCUCGGCGGAUGACCUGCUUUUACCUGUUGAUGCAUUUACCCUUGGAAGUACAGAGAGAAAGCAUUAUGUGCACCUAAGGUGUGGCAUGGGGCUUCUAUGGCGUUGAAA